Messenger RNA from Pedinophyceae sp. YPF-701, 708 nucleotides. Lineage: Eukaryota; Viridiplantae; Chlorophyta; Pedinophyceae. The record is from the annotation of a GenBank genome assembly.
AUGUCGUUCCCGUCGGACGUGCACAAUGACGGGGCGUAUAGCAAGAAGCCGGGGGAGGUUAUGACAGGGACAACGAUUAUGGCGGCUUCGUUCGACGGCGGGGUGAUCCUGGGAGCUGACAGCAGGACGUCGACGGGCAACUACGUAGCCAACCGCGCCACCGACAAGAUCACCCAGCUGUCCGGCAACAUCUGGAUCUGCCGGUCCGGGUCCGCAGCGGACACCCAGAACAUCUCCAUGUACGUCCAGGCGAUGCUCGACCAGCACCAGAUGGAGGCAGGGCGCGCGGCGACGAUCCAGCUGGCGGCGAACCUGGUCCGGAACAUCGCGUACGAGAACAAGGAGAUGCUGCAGGCGGGGAUGAUCGUGGCCGGGUGGGACAGCGUCCGCGGCGGGCAGGUGUACGGCGUCCCGCUCGGGGGCACGCUGCUGCGCGUGCCGUACACGAUCGGCGGGUCCGGCUCGGCGUACAUCACGGGGUGGUGCGACAAGAGGUGGCGCGACGGGAUGUCGCGGGGGGAGUGCCGGGAGUUCGUGAUCCGCGCGGUCGCGCACGCGAUGGCGCGGGACGGGUCCAGCGGGGGGUGCAUCCGCCUCGUGACGGUCACCAAGGACGGGCCCGAGAAGGAAUUCAUCCCGGGGGAGCACGUGCCCGUGGUCGGACAGGGCGACAUGGCGCCGCCGAACGGCAAGCCGGUGCUCGUGUGA